CAGAAACUGGAGCUGCAGGGUCGGUACAGUCACUAAUACGUUCUGCUGCCCCUCUUCUUCUACGUCACAUUCGGUCUAAAUAAGCAAAGUUAGCCAGCCAGCCUCCCACCCCCGACAGUAUGGUGUGUGUAAACCUGGACCCCUCAUCUUUAGGCCCCAUCUCAUUUUCCUUAUCAUUACACACGACACGACCUUUGUCUUGUCUUCCUCCCCGUUAUCCUCUCGUCUCUUGACCGAACCCCACCCGUAUAUACGCUGCACAUCCUACACACCUACACAAACACAUCAAAGCUCCACGACUUGCCAUCACAAUCACAAGCACAAUCACGAUUCUGAACCUACUGCAACCAUGACGAAGCAACCCUCACUAUACGCCUUCGCCUCCAAAGCUGCACUGCAGUCCAGCCUGGCCAGCUACAUCAUCAAAGCGCAAAACGCCGCGCUGAAGCGCCACUCAACGUUCCGCGUCGCCGUUUCCGGCGGCUCUCUCCCCGCGAUGCUCUCAUCCAGCGAGCUCCUCAACUCCCCCGACUGCAAAUGGGGCGCCUGGGAGAUCUUCUUCGCGGACGAGCGCGCAGUGCCCCUCGACCACGAGGACUCCAACUACGCCCUGCUCAAGAAAGAGUUCCUGUCGAAGAUCCCGGGCGACGUCGCGCCGACCGUGGUGACCAUCGACGAGUCUCUCCUCGACGACCCGCAAGAGCUUGCCGACGUGUACGAGCAGGCGCUCGUCAAGCACUUUGCGGCGCGGGACACGGUGAAGCUCCCGAUCUUCGACCUGAUGCUGCUUGGCUGCGGCCCGGACGGACACACCUGCUCGCUGUUCCCCGGUCAUGAGCUGCUGCGCGAGGAUGUCGCCUGGGUCGCCCCCAUCGAGGAUAGUCCUAAGCCUCCUGCGAAGAGGAUCACCCUCACCCUCCCCGUGGUUACCCACGCGCUCAAGAUUGCGUUCGUGACGACCGGCGCCGGAAAGCAGGAGGUGCUCAAGAGGAUCUUUGAUACGCAUCCUGAGCUUGAGGGCGGCGAGGUGCUGCCGUGUGCGCUGGUUAACAUGAACGGUGGGGAGAAGGUCAGUUGGUUCUGCGACGAGGAUGCGGUCAAGGGCGUGGGCUUUCCGAAGAAGAGUGCGCUGUAGCAAUGGAGGGUUUGAAGUUGUUGGCUGUUCUGUUCCUUCUUCUUCCUUUCGGGCUGGCUGAUUGCUGGGAAAUCUUUUGUUUUGUUCUCUUUACCAUUUUUUCCUCUCUUUUUCCCUUUUUUUCUCCUUUCAAAAGCAUAGACGGAUUCGGGAGCUUGCGGUGCGCGUGGAAAGCUGUUUUUCAUUUUCUUCUUUCCAAUGAGGCCGGAUUUAUGACCAUGAUUGACUGAUGAAUCUUCUUCUUCUCUUCUUUCUUCCAUCCUUUUAUUUUUCAUCCUUUUAUUUUUCAUCCUUCAGCCUAAUCCUAGCGGGGGUUAAGAAGUGGUGGUUGUUUCGUUCCCAAUGUUACAUCCCGCUCGGGAGGUUCUGUUACGUACCGGGUUUGAAAUUGAGGUAUUCUAUCAUGCUGCUGUUUUUUUGUGACGAAUUUUCUUGCGGCGCUAAGGCAUGAACGGGCUUCUCGAAAUACCAGAAUACGUAGACCUGGAAGUACCCAGA
Molecule: messenger RNA, 1633 nt
Organism: Tricharina praecox
Lineage: Eukaryota; Fungi; Ascomycota; Pezizomycetes; Pezizales; Pyronemataceae
Exons: 1
Coding region: 350-1135 (261 amino acids)
Biological process (GO): pentose-phosphate shunt; carbohydrate metabolic process
Molecular function (GO): 6-phosphogluconolactonase activity
Source: RefSeq, a predicted model, not a curated record